This is a messenger RNA of Acanthosepion pharaonis, 1644 nucleotides long. The record is from the annotation of a GenBank genome assembly. NCBI's taxonomy places the organism in Eukaryota, Metazoa, Mollusca, Cephalopoda, Sepiida, Sepiidae.
AUGAAUGCAAACAGGAAAGCUCAGUCUUCCUUUCUUUUUUUUUCAAUCCACAAAAGGUCAAAGGAUAGCUCUCCUUUUUUUUUUCCUCUUUGUUCCUUUCUUCCUUUUCUUUUCUUCCUCUUCUUUUCUUCCUCUUUGUUCCUUUCUUCCUCUUGUCUUCCUCUUUGUUCCUUUCUUCCUCUUCUUUUCUUCCUCUUUGUUCCUUUCUUCCUCUUCUUUUCUUCCUCUUUGUUCCUUUCUUCCUCUUCUUUUCUUCCUCUUCUUUUCUUCCUCUUUGUUCCUUUCUUCCUCUUUGUUCCUCUCUUCCUCUUCUUCUCUUCCUCUUUGUUCUUUUCUUCCUCUUCUUCUCUUCCUCUUUGUUCCUUUCUUCCUCUUCUUUUCUUCCUCUUUGUUCCUUUCUUCCUCUUCUUCUCUUCCUCUUUGUUCCUUUCUUCCUCUUCUUCUCUUCCUCUUUGUUCCUUUCUUCCUCUUCUUCUCUUCCUCUUUGUUCCUUUCUUCCUCUUCUUCUCUUCCUCUUUGUUCUUUUCUUCCUCUUCUUCUCUUCCUCUUUGUUCCUUUUUUGUUCCAUCCCUUUAUUUUCUUUCUUUUUGUUCCAUCCCUUUAUUUUCUUUCUUUUCAUUCCUUCCCUUUAUUUUCUUUCUUUUCAUUCCUUCCCUUUAUUUUCUUUCUUUUCAUUCCUUCCCUUUAUUUUCUUUCUUUUCAUUCCUUCCCUUUAUUUUCUUUCUUUUCAUUCCUUCCCUUUAUUUUCUUUCUUUUCAUUCCUUUCCUUUAUUUUCUUUCUUUUCAUUCCUUCCCUUUUAUUUUCUUUCUUUUUUCAUUCCUUCCUUUAUUUUUCUUUCUUUUCAUUUCUUGCUUUACCUUUUUCUUUAUUUUCAUUCUUUAUUUUACUUUUUCUUUCUUUUCAUUCCUUCCUUUAUUUUCUUUUUUUCAUUUUUUUUAACCUUUUCUUUCUUUUUUCAUUUUCCUUUAUUUUCUUUUCUUUUCAUUCCUUCCCUUUAUUUUCUUUCUUUUCAUUUCCUUCCUUUAUUUUCUUUCUUUUCAUUCCUUCCCUUUUUUUAUCUUCUUUUCAUUUUCUUCCUUUAUUUUCUUUUUUUUCAUUCCUUCCCUUUUUAUUUUCUUUUUUCUUUUCUCAUUUUUCCCUUUAUUUUUAUCUUUCUUUUCAUUCCUUCCCUUUAUUUUCUUUCUUUUCAUUCCUUCCCUUUAUUUUCUUUCUUUUCAUUCCUUCCCUUUAUUUUUCUUUCUUUUCAUUCCUUCCCUUUAUUUUCUUUCUUUUCAUUCAUUCCUUUAUUUUCUUUUUUUUUCAUUCCUUCCCUUUAUUUUCUUUCUUUUCAUUUUUCCUUCAAUUUUCUUUUUAAACAUUUUUCUUUAUUUUCUUUCUUUUCAUUAUCUUCCCUUUAUUUCUUUCUUUCUUUUCAUUCCUUCCCUUUAUUUUCUUUCUUUUCAUUUUCCCUUUAUUUUCUUUUCUUUCAUUUCAUUCCCUUUUAUUUUCUUUCUUUUCAUUCCUUCCCUUUAUUUUCUUUCUUUUCAUUCCUUCCCUUUAUUUUCUUUCUUUUCAUUCCUUCCCUUUAUUUUCUUUCUUUUCAUUCCUUCCCUUUAUUUUCUUUCUUUUCAUUCCUUCCCUUUAUUUUCUUUCUUUAUUACUGA